Messenger RNA from Eruca vesicaria subsp. sativa (arugula), 515 nucleotides. The record is from the annotation of a GenBank genome assembly. NCBI's taxonomy places the organism in Eukaryota, Viridiplantae, Streptophyta, Magnoliopsida, Brassicales, Brassicaceae.
GAAACCGUUUCGCGAAUCUUCGCUUUGAUUCUUUUCUAGUGUCUGCAAUAGAAGCCCUAAUCUUUGAGAUUCGAUUCUCAAUGGCAAUGGCUAAUGUCUCUUUCAAGUCGGAACACACACUCGAGAGGAGACAGAUUGAAGCUUCUCGCAUCAGGGACAAGUAUCCAGAUAGAGUUCCAGUGAUUGUAGAGAAAGCUGAGAGAAGUGAUGUUCCCAAUAUCGACAAGAAAAAGUAUCUUGUACCGGCUGAUCUAACCGUGGGGCAAUUUGUGUAUGUUGUCCGUAAAAGAAUCAAGCUGAGUGCGGAAAAGGCAAUCUUUGUCUUUGUGAAAAACACAUUACCUCCAACUGCUGCAAUGAUGUCUGCAAUCUAUGAUGAGAACAAAGACGAAGAUGGGUUUCUCUACAUGACUUACAGUGGAGAGAACACUUUUGGUUUGGUUUAAAUUUGUCUACUUUUGGUGUUUUCAUGUGUGUAUAUAUAUCUGCUAUUAUGCUCUCUGAAUAAAGAGAAG